Molecule: messenger RNA, 2319 nt
Organism: Heterostelium album PN500
Lineage: Eukaryota; Evosea; Eumycetozoa; Acytosteliales; Acytosteliaceae
Gene: tpsB
Product: glycosyltransferase
Exons: 5
Coding region: 1-2319 (772 amino acids)
Biological process (GO): trehalose biosynthetic process
Cellular component (GO): alpha,alpha-trehalose-phosphate synthase complex (UDP-forming); cytosol
Molecular function (GO): catalytic activity
Source: RefSeq, a predicted model, not a curated record
AUGAAAAGUGGAACAAUACAAUCAAAUACCAAUCUUUUGAAAACAACUCUGGAAAUGAUAAACAAUACGAAUAACGAUUAUAAAGAUAAUAUAAAAAAUCAUGUUAUCAAUACCAAUCAUGGAAAAACAUUCAAUCCACUCGUUCAGGAUUCCAAUUUGUUUUGCAAGCGUAUAAUUAUUGCUUCCAAUUCGUUGCCAGUCAAUGUGCAGCGCGAAAAGGAGGAAGAUUCCGAUCAAUUCAAGAUCAAUGUCACACGUGAACCAUUCCCAAUAGAAUCAGCACUGUUCAAUCUUCUCGGAAAGGAGAUCGAAGACUAUCUCUGGGUGGGCUGGCCACAUUGCAAUCUGAACGAAGAGGACGAUCUCGAUGUGGUUCGCGACGCCAUCAACAAGGAGGAGCCGCAUUUCUAUCCGAUCUUCUUGGACAACAAGUCCAUCACCAACUACUACAAAGGAUUCUGUAAAAUUGGUCUAUGGCAACUGCUUCACUACCAAAUGAAUCACGUACGUCUAGACAUGGAAUGGUGGGAUUCAUACGUACAGGUGAAUCAGUUGUUUGCCGACCACAUCGGUAAACUCUGGCGUCCAGGUGACUUUGUUUGGGUUCACGAUUAUCACCUCAUGUUACUUCCCGUCUUGCUAAGAGAGAAAUAUCCAAGUAUUCCUAUUGGUUUCUUUUUCCAUGCUCCAUUCCCAAGUUAUGAGUUAUUUAGAAUCUUACCAAGUAGAAAAGAAUUAUUAAAUGGAAUACUUGGGUCAAAUUUAAUUGGUUUCCAAUCUUUCGAGUAUUUAAGACAUUUUAGAAGUAGUUGUGCUAGAUUGUUGGAUUUGGAAGCUGAGCCAAAGGGUAUAGAGGUGGUAACUGAUCACCAGUUUCACUUUGUAAAGUUACAGGUAUACCCAGUUGGUGUCGACUUUAGUGAUUUCGUAAAGAGUUUGGGAACUGCUUCUGUGAUUGCUCGUGUCGAGAAGCUAAAGACAAUAUUCGAAGGUAAAAAGGUGGUGUUUGCCAGAGAUCGAUUGGAUUCAAUCGAAGGUGUCCCCAGAAAGUUACAAGUCAUCGAAGGAUUGCUAAAGAACUACCCAGAGUGGAGAGGUAAACUUGUAUUCAUUCAAAUAUACGAACCAACCACUGAAUUAUGUAAUGAAUCUGAGGAGCAAAAGAAAUUACAUAGAACUGUAAAUGAGACUGUUGGUAGAAUCAAUGGAGAAUAUGGAACUUUGGAUUUCAAUCCAAUUGAAUAUAUCAAUAGGGUCGUUAGUUUCGAGGAGAUAUCCGCACUUUACAAGCUGGCAGAUGUCGCUCUGGUUACACCUGUUAGAGAUGGUAUGAAUUUGACUUCACACGAGUAUGUUGUCUGUCAGAAGGAUAGUCAUGGUGUGUUGAUUCUCAGUGAGUUUACAGGUGCCGCUAGAUGUCUGGGUGGUGCAAUCAUUGUCAAUCCAUUUUCAAAGAAAGAGAUGACCGAUGCUAUUCUAGAGGCUCUACAGAUGACAUCAAAGGAUAGAAAGCUGAAACAUCAGAUCAACUACAACUAUGUAAUGGCAAACACAUCUGAGUUCUGGGCAAAGCGAUUCCUCUAUGAUUUACACGAGGUGGUACGUGAGGACAUUGAAAACAGUUCAGUUCCGCACCUCAAUAUACCGGCUAUCAAGAAGAGUUUUGCAGAGGCACGUGGAAAGCACCCGAGAAAUGAAAUCUAUAUUAUAUCGGGACGUGAUCGUGCAUCGUUAGAAGGAUGGCUUGGCAAACUUCCAGUUGGAAUGUCGUGUGAGCACGGUGGAUUGUUCAGACCGACGGGCAUUGAUCAGCAGUGGAUCGAAAACUCAAAGAUCGAUCUCUCCUGGAAGGAGACUGUCGUGAAUAUCAUGCAGGACUUUGAGGAUAGAACACCGGGAUCGUUUGUAGAACACAAGCAAAUCAAUCUGACAUGGCACUAUAGAAAUGCCGAUCCAGACUUUUCAGAGUUCCAAGCAAAAGAGCUCAUGGCACAACUCCAUGCAGUGGCCAACAAGUACCCAUUGGACAUUCUAGUCGGAAAGAAAGCAAUAGAGGUAAAGCCGAUCGGUAUCAACAAAGGAGGAAUCAUAAAGUUGAUUCUCUCGAAAUCCGAUCAUGAAAAACCUGAUUUCAUAUUGUGUAUAGGUGACGAUAAAACAGAUGAAGAUAUGUUUAAAGAACUAACUUCUGUAGAUGCAGGAUACACUGUUAAAGUUUUAUCGGAUGGUGCUAAAGAUCAAAUGAAUACCUAUGCAAAAUCAUAUAUAGAGAACAGUAACGAAGUUAUUCAAUUACUCAAUGAACUAUCAAAAAUGUAA